Molecule: messenger RNA, 2545 nt
Organism: Raphanus sativus (radish)
Lineage: Eukaryota; Viridiplantae; Streptophyta; Magnoliopsida; Brassicales; Brassicaceae
Product: probable alpha,alpha-trehalose-phosphate synthase [UDP-forming] 3
Exons: 17
Coding region: 1-2457 (818 amino acids)
Biological process (GO): trehalose biosynthetic process
Cellular component (GO): cytosol
Molecular function (GO): catalytic activity
Source: RefSeq, a predicted model, not a curated record
AUGAUGUCUUAUGGUGAAAGGCCAAGACUGCUUGUGGUGGCUAACCGGCUUCCGGUUUCUUCAAAGAAAACUGGGGAAAACUCUUGGUUUAUGGAAAUGAGUCCUGGUGGUAAAUUUAAUCUUCUAGGUGGUGUGACAGAUCAAUAUGAUACCAAAUGGAUUGGAUGGCCUGGAUUUGAUGUUUAUAAUGAAGUUGAAAAAACUGCACUCUCUAAAGCUCUAGCAGAAAUGAAUUGUAUCCCUGUGUUCCUUAAUGAGGUUUUUGAUCAAUAUUACAAUGGUUAUAGCAACGGUAUUUUAUGGCCAAUUCUUCAUCACAUGGGACUUCCACAAGAAUAUCAUCAUGACGCAAGCAAGACGUUCCAAACACAAUAUGAUGCGUACAAGAAAGCAAAUCGAAUGUUUCUUGAUGUCGUAAUAGAGAACUAUGAAGAAGGAGAUACUAUUUGGUGCCAAGAUUAUCAUCUCAUGUUUCUUCCUCAAUACCUUAAAGAAUACAACAACAAAAUCAAAGUUGGAUGGUUUCUCCAUUCACCAUUUCCUUCUUCAGAGGUCUACAAAACAUUGCCCUCACGAUCAGAGCUUCUUCAUUCGGUUCUUAGAGCUGAUUUACUUGGUUUCCAUACGUACGAUUUUGCAAGACAUUUCGUGAGUACAUGCACUCAAAUUAUUGGCGUUGAGGGUACGCAUGAAGGGGUUAUGGAUCAAGGCAGACUCACUCGUGUAGUUGUUCUUCCCAUGGGAAUAGAUCCAGAUCGGUUUAUAAGCACAUGUAAGCUCCCUGAAGUCAUAGAACAAAUGAAUGAGCUUAAAGAGAAAUUUUCUGGCAAAAAGGUGAUAUUAGGUGUUGAUCGUCUUGAUAUGAUCAAAGGGAUUCCACAGAAGUAUCUUGGAUUUGAGAAAUUUCUUGAAGAAAAUCCAGAUUGGCGCGAUAAAGUUGUCCUGGUGCAAAUUGCAGUGCCAACAAGAAAUGCUGUCCCUGAAUAUCAAAAGGUGAAAGACCAAGUUCAUGGACUCGUUGGACGCAUUAAUGGUCGUUUUGGUUCUGUCUCUUCUCUACCAGUUCAUCACAUGGAUUGUUCUGUUCCCUCCAAUUACUUAUGUGCACUUUACGCGACUGCAGAUGUAUUGCUUGUAACAUCUUUGAGAGAUGGAUUGAAUCUCGUUAGUCAUGAAUUUGUUGCUUGCCAAGAGGGUAAAAGAGGGGUCCUUGUUCUCAGUGAGUUUGCAGGUGCUGGACAGUCACUUGGUGCUGGAGCUAUUCUUGUGAAUCCUUGGAAUGUUACAGAAGUUUCUUCUGCCAUUAAAGAAGCUCUAACUAUGCCAGCUGAAGAAAGGGAAGAAAAACACAGAGUUAAUUUUCAGUAUGUGAUAACUCAUUCUGCUGAAAAAUGGGGAGGUGAUUUCUUGAGUGAACUCAACGAAGCUUUUGCUGAAUCCGAGAUGAAAAUUAGGAGUAUCCCACAUGAACUUCCACAACAAGAUAUGAUACAACGAUACUAUCAGUCUAACCAUAGAUUGAUAGUCUUGGGUUUCUGUGGAACACUCACUGAGCCAAUGAAUAGUCGAAUUAAGGAAAUGGAUUUUAAACUAAACCCGGAGCUGAAAGGAACACUGAAAGCAUUGUGCAAUGAUCCAAAAACAACAGUACUUAUAUUGAGUAGAGGUGGCAGAAACAUAUUAGAUAAGGUCUUUGGAGAGUAUAAGAUAUGGCUGGCUGCAGAAAAUGGAAUGUUCUUGAGGGAUCCCACUGGAGAAUGGGUGACAAAUAUGCCUGAAAACAUGAACCUGGACUGGGUCGAUGGUGUAAAGAAUGUUUUUAAGUACUUCACUGAUCGAACUCCAAGAUCCUUCUUCGAAGCAAGCGAGACUUCUCUAAUAUGGAGUCACGAAUAUGCAGAAGAUAAAUUUGGGAAAACACAAGCAAGAGACAUGCUACAGCACUUACGGGCAGGACCAAUCUCUAAUGCAUCAGUUGAUGUUGUUCGAGGAAACCAUUCUAUUGAAGUCCAGGCAAUGAGUGAGACUAAGGGAGCAGCAAUUGGUCGUAUUUUGGGAGAAAUGAUGAAUAAAAUAUCAAUGACCACACCGAUCGAUUACGUCCUUUGCAGUGGUUACUUGUUGGAGAAGGACGAAGAUAUUUACACUUUCUUCGAAUCAGAAAUCGUGCCGUCCAAGUCAUUUCACUCCAUAAAGAAGAAGCAGAUUUCACAAAAUGUUCUUGACCUCAAAAAGGAGAAUUACUUCCCUGUGGCCAUCGGACAAGGUCGCACAAAAGCUCGCUAUGUCACUGACUCAUCUCAAGAUGUUGUGGAUUUGCUCCACAAGCUUGCAGCCGCAGAUACAACAACAAUGGCUAACACAUUUUCUGAUAGCGAAUUACAUCAGCCUCGCAGUGGAAACACUCCAGACGGGAAGGACCAGCGAGAGCCAAGAGGCCAAACUCUAAGAUGUUGACUUAAUCGUUUCGUCCAAGUCUUUUGUUUAAUUUUUUUUUUUUUUUUGCAUAAUAAGAGGAGUCCACAGCUCUGAAAUGUAGGAGCUU